Sclerotinia borealis F-4128 is the source of this 504-nucleotide messenger RNA. The record is from the annotation of a GenBank genome assembly. Lineage: Eukaryota; Fungi; Ascomycota; Leotiomycetes; Helotiales; Sclerotiniaceae.
AUGUAUUUCUCCUACACACCAUCUCCACCCUCAACCAGCUACUCCACCUCCGCCAUGGAAAUCCCCUCUUCCUCCAGCUCACGUCCCCAAUCCCCCUCAUGUGCCUUUCCCUCCUGGCCGCGCCGCUCAUCCAUGAACAGCACCGACGCCCUGGAUUCUCAGUCACAAAACUACUCAUACACCUCUUCUGCUUUCAGCGACGAAGAGCUUUCUUGCGGACUAUACACAUCGGUCUUUGAAGAAGAAGACUGUUCUCCACUCACCACCCCCAACAUUCGAUCUCCCUCCGGCUCCAUGUGCGAACCACAAUAUGUCGUCGUCGACAACGCAGCUCUGAUGCGCGAAUUAAUUGCACAACAUGCUGCUGAAAAGGCUCAGAAGAAGGAGAAGGCUGCGGCGGACAAGAGCAAGAAGAGACACGGAAGUGGAUCGAGAAAAUCAAGACAUAGCUCCGGUGCAAAUUCGAGUAAACAUAUGACUCCUAUUGCCGAGGCUGGCGAAUGA